Caretta caretta (loggerhead turtle) is the source of this 3597-nucleotide messenger RNA. RefSeq names its product hydroxyacylglutathione hydrolase-like protein. Gene Ontology annotation, molecular function: hydroxyacylglutathione hydrolase activity. Lineage: Eukaryota; Metazoa; Chordata; Testudines; Cheloniidae. The record is from RefSeq and is a predicted model, not a curated record.
AUGGAGGCGGCCGCCUCCGGGCCCUGGGGGCGGGCCCUGGCGCACAGUGACAGGGCUACGCUCCGAUCCGCCGGCCGGGGCCUCCCGGUCCCCGCAGAAGGGAGCUCCCCGCCCCGAGCAGCUCACCUGGAGCUUCACAGCCCUGGGACUAUGAAGGUCAAAGUUAUUUCAGUCUUGGAAGAUAACUACAUGUACUUGGUCAUUGAGGAAAAUACCAAGGAAGCUGUUGUAGUGGAUGUGGCUGUUCCCAAGAGGUUACUAGAAAUUGUCAGAAAAGAAGGCGUUGCACUUAAAGCAAUUCUUACCACCCAUCACCAUUGGGACCACGCCCGAGGAAAUGAAGAACUGGCCAAGGUGUAUCCAGAGCUGCAGGUGUAUGGAGCAGAUGAGCGGAUUGGAGCCUUGACACACAAGGUGACUCACAACGAGGAGUUAAAGUUCGGGGAUAUUAACGUGAGGUGCCUGUUCACGCCGUGCCAUACGUCAGGCCACGUGUGUUAUUUCAUGUGGGAAGAGAACUCCCCAGAUGCUCCAGCCGUCUUUUCAGGUGACACCUUGUUCAUUGGUGGCUGUGGGAAGUUCUUUGAAGGGACGGCCGAGCAGAUGUACAGGAACCUGACUGAAAUCCUGGGUGCUUUGCCAAAGGACACUAAAGUGUUCUGUGGGCACGAGUACACCGUGAGGAACCUCAAGUUUGCUUUGAAAGUGGAACCGGAGAACGAGAUUGUGAAAAAGAAACUCGCUUGGGCAAAACUCCGAGACGACGAGGACUUGCCCACGGUGCCCUCCACUCUGCAGGAGGAGUUCGACUACAACCCCUUCCUGCGGGUCUCGGAAGAAUCAGUGCAGAAAUUCACGGGCAAGACGGAUCCGGUGGACGUGCUGCGAGCUCUCCGCACAGAGAAGGAUAACUUCAAGAAGCCCAAAGAGAGGCUGACCCCUCAGGCCAUGCUGGCGUUCGAGUGGGGUCUCUUCAGCCCCUUCAUGGAGAAGAAGUGAAAUGCAGCCGGGUUUGUCGGAUCGUUUAUUUUGUGCCAAUAUAUAAAUGCAACCAAGGCCACAGCGAGGGCCAGUCUGUCUCCCCGCUGGGCAAGGAUUGUUCCCCGUAGCACAUAGUGUAGGGCUCUGUCCUGUCUGGCUUUAAAUGAUUCGGCCACUGAAGCUUCCCUUAUUGCAUGGGCCCCGCAGCUCGGAAUUGGGGAUGUAAUUCAGCCUUGUUUCUUUUCUCCUUUUGAUCCCCUCACUUCUAGCUGUACGUGUUUGAACCACCCUAAGCAAUUCCUCUCUCUCCUUACACCCCUCUGUGAAUGGUCUGAUUUUCUGAGCCCUGCCUCUUAAAAGGGGUGAUGUAAGAACCAGGUUCGUUUUUGUACCUGGAAGUAAACUAUGGGCUUCUGGAAAACGGGGAAAUCUGAAUGUAAGGGUUCGAAGUGGAACUGUUCUGCCCAGAACAAUUCCUGUUUUUAAAAGGCUGUUUUGUUGCUCCCCAAAACAAGAUAUUUUGGGGACAUCUAAAACUUCCAAUUCUUCUAGUAAUUACUGGGAGGAGGGGCUGCUCGCUGAAUGGAACGAAACUAUGCUGUGUACCAAUGUAGCAUUAGAAAAAACACUUUUAUUUUGCACGAAGCCAGGGCUGGCCUUGUCAACAGUGACUCUCACAAACGAUAACUGAGAAACUUGAAAGUGCUGAUUUCUGUGCCAAACUCCCCUUGUCUUCAGUUGUUAACUGUCUCCAGAAAAUCAAAACGGGCAGUCAAUGGGCCCCUUGUAGUGUGAUCUGGUGAUGCAUGUAUAUUGAGUAUAUAAAGCAGUGCAUCUUUUCAAGGAGCCGACACUGGCUCCCUGCAACCUUGACAGGUUGGAAAGGUUUCAUGUAAUAGAAUUAUAGUAUGUAAGGCAAAAAUUUACCACGCUUAAUCACAGCAAGCUGAAACUAGCAGCAGGGUAAUUGGAGGGGAAUUGUCUUUUUGCUUAAUAAUCAGGAAUAUCUUUGUCAAAAGCAGCAUUAAAAAAAAACACACCCUGUUUUUUAAUAUUCCCAAAUCAAAAUGUGAUAGCAGGAUUUGAAAAACAAUUACUAGGGACAUAGCAUGGGCUUCUGAACAGAUUAACCCCGCAAAAUGCUUUAAAUUGGAGCCCAGGCUUGUGGUCCUUGAAAGCAAGACUUUGCUGGGAGUUGCUUGUGCAGAAGGCCUGAUGGAUCACAUCCCUUAGGCUCCUAGUUUGAAAAUAUGCUUAUAUGCUCCCUUUACCAGCAGAGGCAGAUUAAGGAACCACAGUUAAAAGCCUGUGCAGAUUUAUGCACAUUUAACUCUAUGCAAUUGACGAGGGGAUUACUCACACCCAUGAAAUUAAGCACAUCCAUGUCUGCAGCAUCAGGGCCUUGGGUCAGUAAGCAGCAUCUGUUCUGCUGCUUUUCUCCCACUAUAGAACAUGAAAGAUUCUUCCCCUCCCACGUGUACGUUUAGCAGAGUGGAAAGGGGAAGGACUUGUGUUUGUAUCACUGUUAAUUUUUUUUAUAGAAGUAAAAAUUCAAGAUCUGCUUUUUAAAAAAAAAUUGUCAGCCUUCCAAUUUUAGUUUAACAAUCUGAAAACUGUGUGUAGUACUUAAAGUUUGCAAGGCACUGGAGCAGUUUAUUACAAUAUUUAGAAUUAAGUGUUGUCUCCUCUGAAAGAAAAUCUAGAGUAGCUCUGUAAACAGCUGUGAAAAUCGGCAUGCCUUGAUUAGAGGGAGCAGUUCUAGGGAGCAAGUUGCUCUGUUUCAGGAUUCCAUAGCUUUUACUAUUAAAUAGCAGGCCUCAUUCUCCACUACCUUGAGUUACUGUUUACACCAAAGUGAAAAAGCUGGAUAAACACUACUCCGUUAAAAGGGCAGUGAUUUUACACCUACAUCACACAGGUGAAUGAGAACACCAAGGAAGGCAGAUUGGGCCCCCUAAAACGUCUGACUCUAAAACUGUUCACACAGCUUUGAUUAAACUUGAUAAGUUCUUAGCACUGGAUUAUAGUUGACCUGAUUUUUUUUAUGUACAGUGAGCGUUUUUUUUUAAAUAAACCAAUAUAAUUGUCUCCAUACUAGGUUUGCACCGUACAACUUGUGUGUAGACCUGACCAUGGUGUAACACUUUGAUGCUAACCACCACUGAUGUACAACUCUUGAGAUUAUUUUACUGAUGUGUAGAAUAUAGCUCUCGUAAAGGGGUAGCAAAACAAAAUGCAGAUUACUAAUGGGUUAAUUUUACAGUGCAAUAGCUAAUUAGCAUUUUAUUUGUAUAUGCCUAAUGAAGACUGCACAUUUUAAAUAAACUGAACUUGGGUCUUUUGCACUUUAGUUCAAAGUCCUAGCACUUGUGUACUAAACCUAGAAUUGCAUCACUUAACACUAGAAUCCAUGGGGCUUGCUGCAGUUAAAACCUACAGGUUUAAUGCAAUACUAUAUGUAAAACUAUGCAUGAGAAGGUAUUCACUGAAACUAGCCCCCUCCUUGCAAAACAGGAGAGAAAAGCAAUGCGAGAGUCUUGCCGGAUGAGCAGAGUGUACCUGCUACUAGAUUGUAAUGACAGCUUUAAAUAAAGCUUUGAUUUUUUUUUUUUUAAA